Messenger RNA from Seriola dumerili (greater amberjack), 2273 nucleotides. RefSeq names its product fibrillarin (gene fbl). Gene Ontology annotation, cellular component: nucleolus; small-subunit processome; Cajal body. The coding region runs from base 107 to 1090 and encodes 327 amino acids. Gene Ontology annotation, biological process: box C/D sno(s)RNA 3'-end processing; rRNA methylation. The transcript is spliced from 9 exons. The record is from RefSeq and is a predicted model, not a curated record. Lineage: Eukaryota; Metazoa; Chordata; Actinopteri; Carangiformes; Carangidae. Gene Ontology annotation, molecular function: histone H2AQ104 methyltransferase activity; RNA binding; rRNA methyltransferase activity.
ACGAGUCGCACGUGUGAUCACAGUCCGUGUGUUCAGAUCGGGUCCCGGUCCAGGAACGAGAAGAGUCCCGUUGACAGCGCCGGUUCAACGCCUUACACCUGAAAACAUGAAGCCAGGGUUCAGUCCUCGUGGGGAUCGAGGAGGAAGAGGAGGACGGGGAGGAUUCGGUGGAGGUAGAGGAGGGUUUGGAGACCGAGGAGGGUUUGGAGACCGAGGAGGACGAGGGGGAUUCAGAGGAGGAAGAGGUGGAGGAUUCAGGUCCCCGGAUGGUGGAGGAUUUCGGGGCAGAGGGGGUGGAAGAGGCACCCCGAGAGGGAGAGGAGGCAGAGGAGGGAGGGGCGGUGCCGGUGGCAGAGGAGGCUUUGGAGCAGGGAGAAAGGUCUUGGUUGAGCCACACAGACAUGAAGGCGUGUUCAUCUGCAGAGGGAAGGAGGACGCCCUGGUGACCAAGAACAUGGUGGUGGGAGAUUCUGUGUACGGAGAGAAGAGGAUCAGUGUGGAGGAAGGAGAGACUAAGAUUGAGUACAGAGCGUGGAACCCGUUCCGCUCUAAGCUGGCAGCCGCCAUCUUAGGAGGAGUAGACCAGAUCCACAUCAAGCCUGGAGCAAAGGUCAUGUACCUGGGAGCUGCCUCUGGAACCACAGUGUCCCAUGUCUCUGACAUCGUUGGACCAGAUGGCCUGGUCUAUGCUGUGGAGUUCUCCCAUCGAUCAGGUCGUGACCUUCUCAACGUGGCAAAGAAACGCACCAACAUCAUUCCCAUCAUCGAAGACGCGCGGCACCCGCACAAGUACCGCAUGCUGGUUGGCAUGGUGGACGUAAUCUUUGCUGAUGUGGCUCAGCCUGACCAGACGAGGAUUGUCGCUUUGAACGCUCACAACUUCCUGAAGAACGGAGGACACUUUGUCAUCUCCAUCAAGGCGAACUGUAUAGACUCGACGGCAGCUCCUGAGGCGGUGUUUGCCGCUGAGGUGAAGAAGAUGAGCGCUGAGAACAUGAAGCCACAGGAGCAGCUCACACUGGAGCCCUAUGAGAGAGACCACGCCGUGGUGGUGGGCAUAUACAGACCUCCACCUAAACAGAAGAAGUGAAGUGUGGCAGGAAGCAGAGAGAAACGGAUUCCUGUUCUCAACCACCACCUAUUUUACGUACCAUCUGUUGUCUGUUGCCCUCCUCCUCCUCCACCUGCCUGUUUGUAGACUUCUGCAGUGUGAAAGCAUGACGAGCACUCAGGGCAGAGCUGGGCUGGGUUUCCUUUUUCUUUUUUGAGUCCUUUGACCACCCACCUGCUGGAGGGUCUGUCCAUUACCAGUAAGGUUGGAGCACAUUACAUGACACUGGGCCAUUUGAGCCACAGGUUUCAUCUUGAGUUUGCCAGAUUGAAGCAGGUUAUUAUAGUAUAUAUAAGUUUUAUAAAAUGUAGAGGUUCACCUCAGAUGCUGGGUGGACUGGCCUCAGUUCACGUUAUCAGGUCGGCUCCUGUGUGUUGUUACACAACUGUGGUCGAGUGUUCACACCCGGUCUUGUCGUGUAGUGUGUUCUCAGCCUUGAAGAGUAGUCUUGAUUUUUAUUUUUUUUAUUUUUAUUAUUUUUAUUAUAAAUUCACCAGCCUCUGCCCUGUGAACUAGUCACUUCCUACUGAGGAAUAUUUCAACUGUCAUAACAGUUAACCUGAAAGACGUCUUUGUAAUUACACACAUUUGAAUAACUACAUGACUCCAGUGAGGAUUUUUGUGGUUGUUUUAUUUCAUCACCUUUUCGCUUCUCUGUGCUCCUGCUUGUUUUCUUACUGAAUGUCUCUCUGGUUUUUUUUGUUUUGUUUUGUUUAAUGUGUUUCUGGUCUCCUGCUCCUGACUGAUUCCAGAAGCACAUCUCAAGUAUUCACACAUCAUAUACCCAGAUGGGUAAUAUUUUUAGUGUACGAGUUAUGUCUGAACUUAUGUACAGUAAAAUAUACUUUUUCUUAAUAUGUUGUGUGUCCUCGUGUGAAGAGCUUCAGGUUGUCACAAUAUCCACCAUUAAUCCUGGUCUGUGUAGUGGUGAGGAGGUAAACUGACCCUGUUCGUGUGUGUGUCUGUGUGCUUGUGUACAGACAAAUAUAGAAAGUGACUUUUUCACUCUGACUUGUAAUUUGAUACCAGUUUAACGUUUGUGUGGAUGAGUAUGAAGCAGAACAGUUGUAGAUAUUUUACAACAAAUUAUGCUUGAAACCUUUUUUAUUGACAUGAUCAGUAACUUUGUUUUAAUAAAAUGUUUUGAUUGUUUUUGAUUAAA